CUUUCCUUUCAGAUAGAGUGUGGCUUGGCUCAGCAGUGUUUCCAAACGGCACACUUGAGUCACCUGUAAGGGUUCCCGGGCCGCCCAAUCGGCGAUCGCCACUCCGAACGCAACCGACCAACCUGUGAAGGUUUUGUUGCUGGGAGGAAUCGCUUUUGUCUUUGCACAAGUGGCCUGAAGCACAGAACCCUUUUGUUUCUGCUCUCAAAAAGAGCAGUAAAUUCAAUUUAAAGAUCUUGAACAAGGAGAACGUCUUCUCCUCAACGGCUUCUAUCCUUUCAGGUGUAAUAGACUUUUCAAACGAAACUGUUGGAUAAUUUACAGAGGACUUUGCCAUCGUUCAGACUGUUUGACGUUUGUUGGGUCCUUGGAAGUAAUGCAUCUUUGACAGCCAGGUCACGGUAUCAAAUUCAAUCGGCUUGACCCGUUUUGGAAAGGCAACACCGGACUGGGUGGCAACAGAGACGCAUGUCCCUGCGAUAACAGUGGAUCUUUCUUUACUGAGAGGACUUUACAUUGGUGCCAGACCGACUUCUACCCAUCCGGAUGGGACUCUCAUUGAAGUUUGAUCAAUCCCAUGUAUGCAAGUUGAGACAAGUGCUCUGAGUUCUUCAAUUAUUCAUCACCUCAAAAAAAGACCAGGCGAACGUGAACUAGUCUGAGAGAACAAAAGACUAGAUCGAAACUUUUCUCUGAUAAAAUUGAAAGACAAAACUGGCAAGGAACUUUCAGGAAGGGCUGACCGAGACGGAUUAGCAAACGUGGCCGGCUAGAUGUGGUUGAACAAAAUAUUGCUCUGAGAAAUUGGGAAGACAAAACCAAGAGGUAAUUGCUGAGGAUUGGCAAACGUGACCAAAGACGGGAUUAAAACUUAAGUUAUUUGAGACGACACUGGCAAGGAACUUUCAAGGAGGACUGAGUGACGCUUCUGGCUGAGGAUUGACCAACCUGACCCAAAGACGAGCUAAAACAAAUUUUGCAUUGAGAAAUUUGAGACAAAUGUGGCGCGGAACCUUCUAUGAUUGGCAAACCUGACCCAAAGACGAACAAAAACUAAUUUUGCAUUGAGAAAUUUGAGCCAGAUCUGGUGAGGAACAUUGUAGGAUUGGCAAACGUGACCUAAAGACGAAAUAAAACAAAUUUUGCAUUGAGAAAUUUGAGACACAUCUGGGGAGGAACCAUCUAGGAUUGGCAAACGUGCCCCAAAAACUAACUAAAAAAAAAUUUUGCAUUGAGAAAUUUGAGACGUCUGGUGAGGAACCAUCUAGGAUUGGCAAAUGUGACCCAAAGACGAACUAAAACAAAUUUUGCAUUGAGAAAUUCGAGCCAGAUCUGGUGAGGAACCUUCUAGGAUUGGCAAACGUGACACAAAGACGAACAAAAACAAAUUUUUGCAUAGAGAAAUUUGAGAGAUUUUUUUGAGGACUGAGAGCCGCUUCUUGCUGAGGGUUGGCGAUCGUGCCGACCUCUGUGGCCGAGUAGGGCUGAGGCAAUUAUCCAUAGUCGUAGCACCUAAGCGUAAAGGUGUCGUCGAGGCUGUGGCCCGAGGAGGCGUGGUACUCAGAGGGUGGCGAGAUGGUGAACACAGGGAUGCAGCUGAUCAGCUUCACCUGUGCUGUGACCGGAUGGGUGAUGGCCAUCGCCGUGACGGCGCUCCCCCAGUGGAAGGUCACGGCCUUCAUCGGCAGCAACAUCUUGACGUCGGAGAUCGUUUGGCAGGGGAUCUGGAUGAACUGCAUCUACCAGACCACCGGCCACAUGCAGUGCAAGACCUACGACUCCAUGCUGGCUCUCCCUCCCGAUAUCCAGGCGGCCCGAGCGCUCAUGUGCAUCGCUAUCUUCCUGGGAUGGUUGUCCUGCACCGUGUCUUGCUGUGGAAUGAAGUGCACCACUUGCGCCGGGGAUGAUCGCCAUGCUAAGGCGGGUAUAGCGCUGUCCGGCGGGGUGCUCUUCAUCCUGACGGGCCUGUGCGUUCUCGUACCGGUUUCUUGGACUGCAAACACUGUGGUGCAAGACUUCUACAACCCGAAUGUUCCCCUCCAGCACAAGCGAGAGCUGGGUCAGGCCAUUUACCUGGGAUGGGCGUCUGCGGUGAUUCUCAUGAUUAGCGGGGCGGUUCUCAGCAGCACUUGUCCACACAUGGAGAGAGGAGGGUAUAGACGCGGGUACAUGGGUCGUAGCUUUGCGAACUCCAGGCCUUCCGCUCCUGAUCUUCCCAAAACUAUCACCACCAGCACCCUUCCUCUCAAGGAGUACGUAUGAUGGAGAGGAAUUAAGGCUCAACAGGGACAAUAAUUAAAGAUGCACUCAGUACUUUUUUUGAUUUUGAUUCAAUGGAUGGAUGCAUUUUGUGGCAAUUGAAGUCCAAUCCUUUAUCUACUCUGUUUCAUCGCUCCUUGUGUUUGGCAAAUCGGACACAUAAUGCUGUUGACUUUUUUUUGUUAUGUGUUUGAAAAACUCCAGUGUUUGAAAAUAAUUAUUGCAAUUCUGUUUGGUGACACAAUCUGUGUCAUUUCUGCACCACUAGCAAAAAUGAAAUUGAAUAAAUUAAUAAUGAUUGCCAAUUACCAUUGUAAAAUAGAUUGGCUUGCCCCAAUAGCUCGUUUUUUAACUGAAUUGUGAGACACAGUGUUCUCAAUGAGAUCUCAACAUGUCCGGCUCGAGGGUGAGAGUACAUCACUUUACAUGUCAAAAGCUUUAUUAAUUUCUCUUGGAGUAAAAAUUUGUAAUGUGUGAAGAUGUACUGAGUGCACCUUUAAUUAAAGCCGGUCUAUUAGAGCGAGAUCAGUGUUCGAGAAACAUGUACAAACACCCUAAUGUGUGUCACUCUCUGCCUCUUACUGCUGUUUAUUCAGGGACUGUCCUAUUUAUGAGUGCUUUAUUUAGAUUUGAAGUCUUAAUUUGACUUUGAUCACUUUAGUCUGGGGAACAUAUUCACUAAUAACUACGACUUUUGCCUCAAACUCAUAAUUAGGCUAUUUCUUAUUAUCAGUUAGAAAGCGUAGUUUAGGUAUUAAGGGAUGAAGAAUAUCAUCAUGCAGAAUAAGGCAUUAAUAUGUGCUUUAUAAGUACUAACAAACAGCCAAUAUCUUAGUAAUAUGCAUGAUAAUAAACAACUAGUUAAUAGUGAGAAUUGGACCCCAAACUGAAGUGUCGAUUGGUUUUUAGACCAAUAGUAUUAUCUAUGGGCUAACUGAACUCUAAGGCCCAUUUGCAGUGUUUUUCAUAUGUAAAUUGUUAUUGAUCUUGCGUUUUGUAGACAAAUUUCAACAAAACGCUCUGUUCACUGUGAUUUCUCCAUUUAUUGGAAAUGUGUGUGUUUGAACCUUUUUAGGAAUAAAAAGGAUGUGUGGUGUGAUAUUCAAUAACAACAGUGCAAUCAUUUUAUCAGUGUAAAGAAUAAAAAGCAUUCAAUAA
This is a messenger RNA of Pimephales promelas (fathead minnow), 3417 nucleotides long. Lineage: Eukaryota; Metazoa; Chordata; Actinopteri; Cypriniformes; Leuciscidae. The record is from RefSeq and is a predicted model, not a curated record.